Cavia porcellus (domestic guinea pig) is the source of this 5550-nucleotide messenger RNA. RefSeq names its product zinc finger protein 558 (gene Znf558). Gene Ontology annotation, biological process: negative regulation of transcription by RNA polymerase II. Bases 2069 to 3277 code for a protein of 402 amino acids. The transcript is spliced from 7 exons. Gene Ontology annotation, molecular function: DNA-binding transcription repressor activity, RNA polymerase II-specific. Lineage: Eukaryota; Metazoa; Chordata; Mammalia; Rodentia; Caviidae. The record is from RefSeq and is a predicted model, not a curated record.
CUAGGAAUCCCACCUGCCUUCAGAGGGAUUUUCAUCGGCGAGACAUCCUGGAAAAGGACUUCCAAGUCCAAAGAUGUCCUAGCACCUGCAUCUCUGCCUGCUUCUCUCUUACGGCAUGGUGAGCUGCCUGAGUCUCAGAGAUCCUUCUGUCACUCCUCAGCCAGUGACUAAAACUGUACCUGAAUGCAGAUUAGCCUUUGAGAGGAGGAAGGAGACAUUCUGUACUUGGAGAGGACAGUAAAGUUCUGCCACGGCAAUGCAGGUCAUCAGACAGCCACACUGCCACCUCCUCCCAAUCCCGAUUUCCCUGUUGGAUGGGAGAGGCCAUGUUAUUUUCCUGUGUCCACUAUAACAGAUUCCCACAGUGGCUGCAAACCGAACAGAUUCAUUCUCUUGCAGUUCUGCAUGUCAGAGGUCCCAAGUGCAUCACAGGCCUAAAUAUGUACUAGUCACAGUGCUCUUGACUCUAGGAAGAAUCCAUUUCUUCCCUUUCCAUCUCUUCAGAUUCUCUGCACUCAUUGGCUUGUGUUUCUUCCUGUAUGUUUAAAACCAACAAAGUAAUACUGUUUGUCUGAUCUUUUUUCUGCCUUCUCUCUCUCUGCUUUCCCGCCUCCUUCAUCUUCACACCUCUGCUUCUGUCAUCCACAUUUUCUUCUCUAACUCUGACUCUCUUGCCUCAUUUUUUAAGGUACUCUGUGAUCCAGCCUGUGUAAUCCAGGACAAUCCCCUCAUCUAAAUGUCCAUACCUUAAAUCCAUGCGCAGAAUUCCUUUUGCAAAAGAAGAGAAUACACAGGCAACUUCUGGGGCUUACGACUUGUACAACCCUUUUUUCUCUUGGCAGCUAGAAGUUAUUAAUCUGUCUUCCACGAGGCCCAAAACCCAAAGGCUCCCUCUAAUUCUAUUUUUUCACAUAGCACAGACUCGAUGUCCAUAUCCCCAUCUCAGCCCAUAGACACCCUUUCCUACUUUGAGUACAGGGAGAUCACACACAGAAAUCUCAAAAUUGGUUUUAGGGAGUUAUAUUUUAUUCUGUGUCAGUGGGGAAAGGAAGCUGUCCCUUCUCGUAAAAAGGAAGCAUUCUGUAUACAUUGCUUUGUAACUUGGGAUGUUUGUUUGUUUUUUAUUUAAACUUAUUGGAGAUAGUAAUUUCUGCCAGUACCUAGAGAUGUUUUCGUAUGUGUUUUUGUUUUGUUUUGUGUAUUUCUUUUUCAUGAAGAUGUCUCAUAGUUUAUGUCUCCUUUUGAUAGUUAUUUGUGUUAUUUUCAGCCUUUUGCAGUUAUAAACAGUGCCACCAGUGAAUAAUUUUGCAUGUAACUUUCCGACCCUGUAUGUCUUUGAGCUGAUCCCUGAAAGUGGGUUCAACGGGGAAAGAGUAACUGUGUUUGCACUUUGACCUGAUGUUGACAGGUUCCUCCGGUAGGAGCCAUGCCCAGCCCGGUGGGAGACAGCCUCUCCCUGCGGCCUCAUCAGCAGAGAUUAUGGUCCUUGUGUCUUCGCUGACCGGACAAACGGGGGGUAGUUCCAGUGCAGCUGUAACCCACAUCUUGUUACUGUGCAUGAGCCUCAGGGAUCCUGUCCAGGGUGUCCUGGAGAUGAUGGUAGUGGACACCAGGUGGUGCUGGGUCAGAGAGGGGACGUGAGGAAGGGCAGCACAGUGAGAACUUUGGUAGGGAUGAGGGAUCGAGACUGGGCAGUAACGGAAAGAAAAACUGUGCUCAGAGAAUAGGUUAAUUUCACUACUGAAAAUCCUGGGUCUCAAAAUUCUGGGUCUCAAGUGGCGAGAGGAAGCACUUGAAAGGAAGGAUGGAGAACAGCAGCUCCUAGGAAAUGAGGAAUGGACCGCAGGAUGGAGCUGCCACAAAGGGGAGGCAGCGCCUUGUCCAACAGAGGACGGCAGAGCCCACGUGGAAUUUGCUUGGUGAAACUGGAAGGUGGAUUCCUGCUUGAGGAGUAGAACUAGGCCAUCUGAGAGCGAGAGUGCUGCAGCCCCCAUCCCAAGUGAGCGCCCGGUGGUCUAUCUCCUCCCGCUGGCCUGGUGUCCAGGAGCUUUGCUGUGGGAGUCACAGGAUGGCAGCUGCUGUCCUGCCCCUCACAUGUGCUCAGUCCUCCCUGUACCCAGCCUCUGCUCAGAAAGCCCACAUCGGGAAGGAGAGACUCGUCAGUGAGUUCCUGACAUGCUGGUUGCGGGACCUGGUGACCUUUGAGGACGUGGCUGUGGACUUCACCCAGGAGGAGUGGGCACUGCUGGACGCAUCCCAGCGGUCGCUGUACAGGGAGGUGAUGCUGGAGAACUGCAGGAACCUGGCCUCACUCGGAUGUCAUGUUGAUAAACCCAGCCUGAUCUCCCAGCUGGAGCAAGAAGACCAAGCAAUGACGGAGGAAAGGGGAAAUCUCCCAGGCACCUGUCCAGAUUUGGAGACUGUACUGAAAGUCAGAUGGCUAACACCUAAGAAGGAUGCUUUUAGAAGAGAACAAGUAAAAGCUGUAAAAAUGGAGAGAAGUCGUCGUGGAGUGAAAAUCAAUGAAUGUAAUCAGUGUUUUAAGGUCUUCAGCACAAAAUCUAACCUUACUCAGCACAAGAGAAUUCAUACUGGAGAAAAGCCCUAUGACUGUAAUCAGUGUGGGAAAUCCUUCAGCAGUAGAUCUUACCUUACUAUUCACAGGAGAAUCCAUAAUGGUGAGAAACCCUAUGAAUGCAGUCACUGUGGCAAAGCCUUUAGUGAUCCUUCAUCCCUCAGAUUGCACGUGAGAAUUCACACCGGAGAAAAGCCCUAUGAGUGUAACCAGUGUUUUCACGUCUUCCGCACGAGCUGUAACCUCAAGAGCCACAAGAGAAUCCAUACGGGGGAAAAUCACCAUGAGUGUAAUCAGUGUGGAAAGGCCUUUAGUACAAGGUCCUCCCUGACUGGACACAACAGCAUUCAUACAGGGGAGAAACCUUAUGAGUGCCAUGAUUGUGGGAAGGCCUUCAGAAAGAGCUCCUAUCUGACACAGCAUGUUAGAACACACACAGGAGAAAAGCCCUAUGAGUGCAGUGAGUGUGGCAAGUCCUUUAGCAGUAGCUUUUCUCUAACAGUGCAUAGGAGAAUACACACUGGAGAGAAACCUUAUGAAUGCAGUGACUGUGGGAAAGCCUUUAAUAAUCUCUCAGCUGUGAAGAAGCAUUUAAGAACUCACACUGGAGAAAAACCCUAUGAAUGUAACCACUGUGGAAAAUCUUUCACUAGUAACUCUUACCUUUCUGUGCACAAGAGAAUACAUAACAGGUGGAUAUGAGUUGGGAUAAGAAAUUACUGUAGGAAUUUCUUGGGAAAGCCCUUGUUGACCUCUCAACUUGAGAGAACUCACAACAGAUAUACAGGUUAUCUGUUGCUGCUUUAAAAAAAUCAUCCCUCCAAACUUGGUGGCCCCCAGAAGUUCAGUGUGUCACAGUUUCUGUAGACCAGGAAUUCAGGAACAGCUUAGCUCUGUAGUUAUGGUUCAGGAUCUCACAUGAGACUGUAGUCCAGAUGUCAGGGAGAGCUGUGGUCAGCUGAAGCCUUCACUGAUGAAAGAUCUGCAUCCAUGUGGCUUCCUCUCAUGCCUGGAAAAUUAGUGCCAGUUGUUGACAGGAGACCCUUCUUUCCUCACCAUGUAGGUUUCUCCAGAAGGUGAAGUAUUUUUACAGUAUGGCAGCAGAAUUCCCCCAAACCAAGUGAUGGAAGGGAAAGCCAGUGAAGAAACCAUGGCGUUUCUCAUGACGUCAUCAGAAGGGUGCAUUUUCACAUUUUCCAUAUUAUCCUGGUUACACAGACCAAUCCUGAAACAGUGUACUAGAAGAUUACAGAAAGUGAGUACUAGGAGACAGAUCACUGGAAACCAUCUAGGAAACAUGUUUUGAAAUUAAUGAAAAGCCUUCAGCACAUCCUCAUCCUUCCAAGCAGUAUGAAAUGGUGUUCAGUAAAUUCUCCUGUUAGUUUAAAUUGGAGGGCAAAACCACUGAGUACAAUCAGUGUGAUGAAACUUACAGUUCACUGAGCCUAGUGGCACACUUUUAAGAGUCCCAGCAGUCAGCAGGCUGAGGCAGAAGGAUUGCCGCGAGUUCAAGGCCAGCCUGGAUUAUGUCGCAAGUUCAAGAACAGCCUAAACUACAUAGCAAGAUCCUUCUCAAAAUAAAAAAAAAAAAAACAUAAGACUUCCAACUCAAGCUCAUACUACUAUGCCCAGUGGAACCUGAAGCUUUUCCUUUCAAAAGGAAAGCCUUCAGCCACAGAUCCUUGUGACAGCUUCCACUGGGAAAAGACCCUAUGAAGCUCAUCAGAAUUCAGAAGCCCGAUGUUCAUCCUUUCAGACACACGUGUGAAAGCAGAUGUGGAGAGCGCUAUACUUCAAGUGUUCGUGUUAGUAAGUACACUAUGGUGGGGUGCUAUGUCUGCAGUGACUGUGGGGCAACACUGUACAUUCUCUGCUUCUAAAACGAUGUGAGAAUUUAUUAUGGAGAGAAAGCUGUUGAAUGUCACUGGUAUUGGAAGACUUUCUAUUUUCCCACAUUCAGAAGAAGACUUGUGAAUAUAAAGAAAAGGGGAAAAGCUUUCUAAAAUGCCACUUAGGAAAAACAUGAAGAUUCUCCCCAGAUGUAAAACCUAUGAGUGUGAAUUUUGAAAGCUUUUCAUUGAUGCCUCUCCUGAACACCCAGGUGGUGGAGCAGCCUAGGAAUCCAAUCUAUGGUAGAAUACCUUAGCCUCAGCAUUUCACUGAGGGACUAGGAGAUAACAGAUACUGGGGAGAAAAGUCUAAGUGAAUCUGAAAUUAGCAUCACCAUUUUCUAAUCUGUAGGUUCACCCACUAACUCAUUAAUUUUAGUCUUUGGUUCAUACAAACAUUUUUAUCUGUUCCUCAAAAUAAACCCUAAAUUACCUUCCAAAGCUUGAAUGCAAUCUAUACAAUUUGCUUUUCAAAACCAUCAGUGCAUUGCAUAUCAAGAAAGGUACAGGAUUUCUGAAUAGCCACUGAAUGCAUUUCUUUAGCAUAUGAAAUUAAAUAAUGCCUCUGAUAGUCUUUCAUUCUAGGUUAGUGGUAUUUUUGUUAGAAUGAAUAGACUUCAUUGUACUGUUUCUAUUUUUCUAUAUAAGUAUGAAAAAUACUACUAGCUUCUUUCUCAAUAGUUGUGCCAUCCUUACUUAAAGCAAAAUUUUCAAGUUGUCUUUGAGCAGUAUUGAAAAUAAGCCACCAGGCUUUCUUGACACUCAGGCAGAUCUUGUUCCAUUCUUGUGACUUUGAGAAUUAAUUAGGCAGAAGUCACUUGAGCAAUUGAAGAACCAUCUGACUUGUUUUCGGUUUACAUUAUCGUACCUUAUAAAAAGUGUUAAUGUCUGGAGAAUAAAGAGCUACUCCCCUACCCCACCACCACACACACACACACACACGGACAAAAUCUAUAGUGCAGCAAAAAGCAAAACAACAAAAUGAUUUGAAUUUCCCCAAAGCUGCUGAUUGGCCUUGUCAUCUGUGGACUGCUUAUUAAGACUAUCCUUAUGUGAUUGAAUAAAAGUAAUCCCUAACUGGUUGAA